UUUCAUUACCACUACCGUCAUUGUUCUAUUUAUCAUUCCCAAAGUGGCCUACAGCUUGCGGCAACUGCUCACAGCUACAUGGAGAGCAGGAUGUCCCAGGAAGGGGGCCAGCCUGGCGCGAUGGGGUCCACGUCGGUCCCCCGCUCCGUAUCCGUCUCGGAUGCCAUCACAUUGUUCGAACAAAAAUCUCGAUCCUCAUCGACAUCAAUGUCAAGAUCAUCAUCCCGUUCAGUCAUCUACAUGAACACAACAUCAAGCCCUUCUGGGUCUGGUAAUGCGGUCAAGUCUGAAUCACGGAUAAAACACCCCCCGAGAUCCCCGUCCAACACAGCGGUAUCAAUAUCGGGUGAUGCGCAGCCGCAGUUGGCGGAAGUCAGUGUGUCGAGCAAAUCCCGUAGCAUGGAUGUUGCCAGUGAUACUGGAGAGGCGAAUGAGAUCGGUGUAAGGGGUGUGCCGACUAUCCGACCACAACGUUCGGCGUCUCGCCCAAUGGUCCCCAAGAGGGUAGCAUCAAAUACAUCUGCCACGACAUCCGCAUCACGGACUCCUCCAGCAUCUCCCAGAAAUCAUCCAGGAAGAUCAAUAUCAAACGUAUCGUCCAGCUCUUCUCGAGCAUCGCUGGCAAAUGGUAGUGCAUCAAACAAGGCCAUAGGAAUAGGUAUAGGUGUCCCGAGCACAGUUAGGAGCAGAGAUGCUCGGAGAGCAAGCGAUACUGCCAGCAUUCGACCUCGUAGCCCGCGCACCUCCUACAUUGCACCCAAUCGGCAGCCAUUCCCACAUAGUAUAAGCGCUCCACGCAGCCUCAGCUCUCAAUCGUAUGGCGUCGAACAUGACGAUUUCUCCCCCCGCUCCGAGCGAUCACAGUCUCCCUUCCAUCUCCAACCUGCCAUAUCUGUAUCGCAAGCUACCCCUGAGAAGCUUCUCCCACCUCUGUACAUGCAAUCCUCAAGGUCAGACUUGCCGAGGCGUACUAAUGGGAUACCCAUCCCGUUAUCUCGACAUACCAGUAUCUCAUCGACUCCCAGCGCGUAUUACACGCCACCAUCAUCAAAAUCCCCCAUGUCAUCAGAAUUAGAACAAAAGGGGGAGGAUGUGACUAAAAGCUCGAUUCUGGAUGGAUACUUUCGCAACUCAUUCGGAAGAGACUCUUCAUUCGGACCUGAACCCAUAACAUUAGCAACAACACUUGAGCAGACGAGAUCCGAUCUGUCGAUCGCUCCAGAUAUGGAUCGCAGAUCUAGUGCCAUGGAAUUGUAUAGACGUAAAGAUUCUUCUGGAUCAAUAACCUCCCAGAGGUCUUCCAAACCACUUCCGUCUUUAGAUGUACCUUUGGGUGAUCCUAUUACCAUUGCUUCACCUCAGCAAAUACCGGCAGCCCCUGCUUUGCACCACGCCAGCCUGACGUCGUCAUUGAAUGUUGGCACAAUGGCGAGUAACCCUGAAUUGACGCAACCUCUUCGCAGUACAACACCUACCGAAUCGCAAUCGCAACCACCUCCCCGCAAAUCACCACGUAAACCGCCUCCUCCCAAUCUCGGUAUAACACCUCCAAAUCCAGCUUCUCUACUUUCCACCCCCAAUCCGUCAGGAUCAGCUACACCUGCAGCAACACCACCUGUCCCACUCAAGAGUCCAUUGAGGAGUAUCAGCGGAGGAUCCUCGGUGACUUCUUACAAUUCAUAUUCGUCUGUUGAGAUUCCGGGAGAAAUUUCUGUCGAAACUGGAAUAGGGCUAGGCUUCGAAGGGAAACUGGGACUUGAAGUGGAAGGCAAGGUGGAGAAAGUGAGGAGAGUGAAGAAGCUUGCUUCGAUGGAUUCCAUCAUUGCCAAUGCUGGUACACCGCUCACAAGCCAAACUCGAAUGACACGCCUCGUGUCCGCCACAGCAGAUGAUCAUACGUCCCAAUCGCCCUCUCAAAAAGACGUGAAUGCACUGAAGAAGCCGGACGACGCACGUUUCACCAUGCUCACAGCACCUUCCAUUUACUCGCAAGACUCGGCUCCAUCUUCAGCUACGAGCUCGGCUGGGUUGACUGAUAGUCCGACAGAAUCUACCUCCACGGCAGGGAAGGCUGGAAGUGGAAACGCGUCGGAGAGUACUAAAGGAAGUGGAAGGAGGAGGCCGAUGUCGGGAGUGUUCACACAAAUGGCGGUUGGAUGGGGAAAGAUGAAAGAGGAGAGGGAAAAGAGAAAAAGUGUUGAUCUGGGCAACAGCGGGCAUCGGAGAUCGUCUUCUCUUCCUCGCCCAAAGUUAGUCUUGCCAGAUGAGGGAUUCCUUACUUCUGGUAUUACUACCGAGUCUCCGGAUACUGCCCACACCAACGCUUCGAGCACUACAGUGGCCUCUAACUUUUCAACCCGUCCAACAUUAGGUCACACUCCUCUGUCGUCUGUGCCUCCGUCUUCCCUUGGUGCGAGACCAACAGACCGAUCCCAUGGCAAAUCACCGUCACUCCCUAUCCUUCGUCGUUAUCCUACUUCGCCUACCUCCACUGAUCCGACCUCCAAAGGCAACUCCAUCCCUCCACCUAGUCCUCGACGAGCUGAAACCUCAACCGCCCUCUCUUCUUUCCUUUCUCCAUCUUCUACGACGUCCCCCGCUACAUCAGGUGUCAGCAAACGAUCACACCUUUUGAGAGAGAUUGCCACAUCUGAACGAGCAUACGCUAGAGAUUUGAAGCUGGUGAGAGACGCGUAUAUGUGCUCACAUUCCCAACAGUUUCGAGAAGGAUCCUUAUCAUCCAUGUCGAGCUCUGCCUCCGUAUCAACUUCCGACUCUGACAAGUCAAAGCGGCGAUCAAUGUACAUGUCCCACACUCAAAGUCUCAGUGUCAGCCAGACGUCAAGCACGCAACGUGAAGCGUUACCUAAAAGCCCCAGUGAAGGAAUGAACCUUACUCUUCAAGCGGCGCCGCCUGUUGGGGCAAUGUCCCCUCCAGUAGGUAAACCUCUUUCACCGGCCGAUGUCAAAGCUGUAUUUUUGAACCUUGAUCAGUUGGCGGCUGUGGCUGAGGAGCUGGCAACAAAAUUCGAGGAAGCUGUGGGAGAGGAUGAGGAAGAGGGAAGGGAGUGUGAGGGCGGGAGUGAUCGUAUGGGAGAAGUUUUCGUUUCUAUGGUACCGAAACUCCAACCCCUCUAUAGCUACUUUUGCGCUCGCCAAUCGUCAGCCUCGCGCCAUUUAAUGACCCUCCAAUCCAAUCCUUCUCAUUUUACAUACCUCUCACAACGCUGGUCCUCAAUAUCCACUCAAACUCGCGCUUGGAAUCUCGACUCUAUGCUCAUCAAGCCUGUUCAGCGAAUUACCAAGUAUCCGCUACUGUUUGAAGACCUGUUGAAAAUGACAACCCCAGUGCAUGCGGAUUAUUUCAAGAUUCGGGAGGCCAAGGAGAUGGCAAGAGGUAUGGCGGUGGAGAUUGAUGAAGGGAAGAGGAGGAAGGAAGCUGUCGAGAAUGCGAUAGGGAAGAAGAAUAUGAUGGCUCAGCCGACAGUGAAGGAUACAAAAAAUUUAGUCAGCAAGACUCAGGGAUCAAAGCUCCUUGGCUUGAAGAGGUUCCGUAAAGAUAAACCGAGAGCCCCUUCGUCAUCUACACCCGACCUUGUAUCCCCUCAGCAAAUAGCUCAGUCUUCGCUCAACCAACUCAGCGAGCUGUCUGCCAGGCUUACUGCUCUUGAUGAAGGAGUUAGGAAGAUUGGACAGGAGAUUAUGCUGUGGACGGCGGCCGCAAAGGAGACAUUUGUAGCCCAGGAUGAUCUUGUCAAAACGUGGCUGCAUGUCGUGCAACUUGAACCUACCGACCCGACUGACCAGAGGAUGUUGGAGAUGCGAAGGGUUAUCGACGGUAUUGUGUCAGAAGCGUGGGGAGGGUUGAAUAUGGAGGUUGAAGACCUGAUAAUACCGAUCCUAUCCAAUCUUCUCAACUCCACCAGCAACCCACGCAGAGUCCUUUCCAAACGUUCCGCUAAGCACCCUGAUUAUACUCGCUAUCACGCUUUCAGAGUAUCGAAGCGUACACCAGACAGAGAUAUUGUGCAGGGCGCUCUGGAGUUUGUAGCUUUGCAUGAGCAGUUGAUCGAAGAGUUACCGACAUUCUUAGAAGGAUGUCUGAGAAUUUUGGAUAUUGCUGUUGUCGGGUUCGCAAGAGCCCAGGCAAAAUACUUUCGGACGACGCGAGACCGGUUGAGGGCGUUUGCAGAGGGAUGGAUUCAAUCGCCUCUUGGUGCCAGUUUGGCCACGGGCGGGUCAAGUGGGGAAAGCAAUGUGGUAGCAGGGGCGGAUAUAGUAAAAGCGUGGCAAGAAAGUUGGGAACCUUAUGCGGAAGCCAUGGAUAAGUUUGAGUGCACCAAGGCUUCAUUCAAACCAGCCAAGUUGAAGCACAAAGAUUCCGCUUAUCGAGGUGAUCUUCACCCUCCUGGGCUUCGACACUCUGCUUCUACCACUAGCGCAUUUUCACCACCAUCUUCUCGGCCCGAAAGCCCUGCUUUCAGCGUACCCACUCGUGUACGGUCGUCCUCGCUCCGCGAUUCAUUCACCACCGCCCCAACUAUCAUCACACCUCAUACAUCAUCAUCUACGUUUGCAAGUUACGGUAGUCAAGCAUUGAGUAAAGACAGCCAGAGUGCAGGCCGUUUCAAUCUCCUUCGCCGAUCCAGCUCAAAGAACAACACCAACGCGCCUUCCAGACCCCCAUCCCGCCCCACUCAUUCCCGUCGUGGCUCAGGCCUUCGUCCUGCCUCUCUCGCAUCGGACAGCAGUAGGUUGUCUUGGGGCCUACCUCAGAUCCCAGCCGAGGGGGCGGGCAAAAUCUUUGACUCACUUGGGUUUUCGCCCACUGACUCCUUUUCACUCAUGUCAGCGACAUCACCGACUUCAGCAUCUAGCAGAAUUGAAGAAAUGGCCGAGAGGUCGCCUCAUUUGGGGGCGAGUGCACCAGAGUUUAGCAGUUUAAGGAUGUCGCCUUAUUCACCCAACGGUGCGUUUGUGGGCCAAGUGCCCAUGCCUAAGCACCCUUUUGCUGUAAGCCCGGCCAGUGAAACUUGUUCUAGGUCUGGAUCAAGGGCCGAUGCAAGAAGAAUGAAAGGGGGAGAGAUUGAUGUGGCAGAAGGCUGGAGAAAUGAAAAGGUUAUCUAUCAAUGUGCUUGUGUUGCCGACUUCGAGCCGAUUGAGCUGGGAAACAAAAAGUACAGAGGUCUUUGGUUCUUACCCAUGAUGGUGGGUGACCUUAUCGAUGUAUUCCAUGAAGUGGGUCGUAUCGAAGAACUGCCUUCUUUCCCGUAUCCCGAAGUCGGCGUUGAGAAUGAUGGUAUCCUCGUUGGACGUGCAGAGAAUGGCGAGAUUGGCUUGGUGAUCUGCAGUUUUUUGGAGCCGUUAAGGUGAACGGAUCCUGACUUUUAUUCUUCUUGAGAAGAUGAAAAACAUUAAAAUCUUGUCUUUUUGAUUUGUGAAAUAGCAUAGUUGUAUUGUAUACAUUUGUAGCAUUUGGGUUUUUGUACCGGAUAAUAAGACCUUUAGUCACCAAAGUGGUAUGACUAAGAGCUUGUUAUUAGAGCCAUAUGCAUAGUCUUGAACUUGCUCGGCAUUAUUGUUAUCGCUCCCGCAGGUCUUUAUCAUUCGCCAUAGUGCUCAAGAAGGCCGUAGAAAGCUGUAGCCAUGCCACCUAAAGAUCAGAGUAAUA
Cryptococcus deneoformans JEC21 is the source of this 5671-nucleotide messenger RNA. RefSeq lists its product as hypothetical. Lineage: Eukaryota; Fungi; Basidiomycota; Tremellomycetes; Tremellales; Cryptococcaceae. The record is from RefSeq and is a predicted model, not a curated record. Gene Ontology annotation, molecular function: guanyl-nucleotide exchange factor activity. The transcript has 8 exons. Bases 79 to 5373 code for a protein of 1764 amino acids.